AUGCUUGAGAAUUCUUUUUCAAACAAUUUUGUGUUAGAUGAAAAUGAAGAUGUUGAAGAUAUCCAAACUGUAAAAGAACAUUUACUCAAACAUUUUAAAAUUAAAACAAAAGAGGAAUUAAUGAAUAUUUUGUAUGGACCAAACUUUCAAAAAUCUUAUAUUGCUUCUUUUACUAAAUUACUGGCUGAAUGUCUAAACAACAACAAAUUAGCCACAAAAAUAUUUUUUGAUGCUGGUUAUUUAUUAGCUGCUCAUAUUUGUGCAAUUAGCAAACAUUUUGAUGAAGAAUUUUAUACAAAUAAAGUCUCAAUUUUAUUAAUUGGUUCAGUCUUUAAAAGUUGGCAAUUGUUAAGGAAAGGAUUUGAAAGAUGCUUGGCAACAAAUGUUUCAAAUUGUUUAGAGAAAAAUCAAAGGACUUUCCGAAAAGUUGCUUUUUAUCAACCUACAAGUUCUCCAGCAAUAGGGUAUGAAAGGAUUAUUUAUAAGGGGUGGGGGGGGGGGGGGUGUAUUCGGGGAAAGAUCUUUGGGAUAUCCUGGACCAAAAAAAUUAAAAACCUUUCUGGGAAAUUUUUUUUCCAUCGGUUCGUAAUCCGAUCGAGAAUGCUCCUUUCUUCGGUCCUGUUCUGAAACCGAUAACUCUUCUUAUAAGUGAUGGGGUUUUUUUUUAAUUCGAAACAAGCAAGAAGUAAAAAUUUGUUGGGGAAAAUGGGAAAUAUAGGUUUCGGAAAUUUCAGCAAAGAUGA
Meloidogyne enterolobii is the source of this 743-nucleotide messenger RNA. Lineage: Eukaryota; Metazoa; Nematoda; Chromadorea; Rhabditida; Meloidogynidae. The record is from the annotation of a GenBank genome assembly.